UAUUAUUCAUAGCCCGUGUGAAUGUGUGACUCCUUAUCAUUCCACCUGUCCACCACCUCUCUUUCUUCCCUCUUUUUCUCUCAGUGUCCAGUGUGUGGCUGUGCCCUCACGAUGCCACGCGCACGCUAAUCCGCUCUCGCGGCGCACAUGCUCAGUACCGAUCACUGUGGCGAUCUGUAAUGGCUGCGGGAUGAUGUGAUACCAAUCCAGGUGCCGCGCCGCGUUGGUAGGAAUGCCAUUUCCCUGAGACCGCCAACCACUACGUUCAUUCCUCCGUCAACAUGGUUGACAUCCGACAGAAGAAUAAAGGUCGGACAUCGUAGUCGUGAGCACUUGCGAGAGUCCUAAUUGUUGCUGGUGUGUGAUAGUGCCAGUGAAUUGUGUGUGGUUGGCGGUAGUCAGGAGUGAUGGCUGUGAAGGAGCGGGUGGAGGCGGUGCUGAAUGUGGGCCUGCGGGUCCCCAGUAUCAUGUUACUAGAGGUGCUGUACCGCUGGGAUGUCAGCUCCUUCUUCCAAAAGAUCCAGAGAAGCAGCCUCAACAACAACCCCCUCUUCCAGUACAAGUACCUGGCCCUCUACCUUCACUAUGUGGGCUACAUCCUGAGUCUGGUUCUGCUCACCCUGCCCCGACAGCACCUGGUGCAGCUCUACCUGUAUGUGCUCACUGCUCUGCUGCUGUUCGCUGGUCACCAGAUCUCAAGGGACUAUGUGCGCAGUGAACUGGAGUCAGGCUAUGAGGGCCCGCUGUACCUGGAGCCUCUAUCCAUCAACCGCUUCACUACUGCGCUCAUCUGCCAGCUGGUGGUUUGUACCUUGUGCUCCUGUGUAAUGCAGACCAAGCGCAUUUGGCUGUUCUCAGCGCACUUGCUCCCUCUGGUGGCCAGGCUGUGCCUGGUCCCUUUGGAGACCAUCGUUUUCGUCAAUCGUUUUGCCAUGAUUUUCACAGGCCUGGAAGUCAUCUACUUUUUGGCCUCCAACCUGCUGGUGCCAUUUAAUUUGGCCAAGACAGCCUACCGGGAACUUGCACAGGUGGUGGAGGUUUAUGGCUUGCUGGCUCUCGGUAUGUCUCUGUGGAAUCAGUUGGUUCUGCCUGUGUUGUUCAUGUGUUUCUGGCUGGUUCUGUUUGCUCUGCAAAUCUACACAUACUUCAGCACACGGGACCAGCCCACAUCUAGAGAGAGGCUGCUCUUCCUUUUUCUCACCAGUAUUGCAGAGUGCUGUUGUACUCCAUACUCUCUGCUGGGCCUGGUCUUCACCGUUUCAUUCGUUGCUUUGGGAGUGCUCACUCUUUGCAAGUUCUACCUGCAGGGCUAUAGGGCUUUCAUGAAUGACAACACCAUGCACAGGGGAAUGACAGAGGGAAUCACUCUUCUGAUCCUCGCUGUUCAGACUGGACUGAUCGAGCUCCAGGUCAUCCACAGAGCCUUCCUCCUCAGCAUCAUCCUCUUCAUUGUGGUGGCCUCCAUCCUGCAGUCUAUGCUGGAGAUAGCUGAUCCCAUAGUGCUGGCACUGGGAGCCUCCAGAGACAAGAGUUUAUGGAAACACUUUAGAGCGGUUAGCUUGUGCUCGUUUCUGCUGGUGUUCCCAGCCUACAUGUCCUACAUGAUAUGUCAGUUCUUCCACAUGGACUUCUGGCUGCUGAUCAUCAUCUCUUCCAGCAUCUUGACCUCAUUACAGGUGCUGGGCACGCUGCUGAUCUAUGUGCUCUUCAUGGUGGAGGAGCUCAGCAAGGCUCCGGUGGAGAACAUGGAUGAUGUCAUCUACUGGGUGAACGGCACCUACAGGCUGCUGGAGUUCUUGGUUGCGCUGUGCGUGGUGGCGUACGGUGUGUCGGAGACGGUGUUUGGGGAGUGGACCGUGAUGGGCUCCACCAUCGUGCUCAUCCAUUCUUACUAUAACGUGUGGCUGAGGGCCCAGCUGGGCUGGCAGAGUUUCCUGCUCCGCAGAGAUGCUGUCAACAAGAUCAAGAGCCUACCUACAGCUUCUCACCAACAACUCCAGCAGCACAAUGACAUCUGUUCCAUCUGCUACCAGGACAUGACGUCAGCUGUGAUCACCCCCUGCAGUCACCUCUUCCAUGCCGGCUGCUUGAAAAAGUGGUUGUAUGUGCAGGAGACCUGCCCUCUUUGCCACAACCAGCUGAAAGGCUCAUUACAACCCGGCUCUUCAACACAGGACGCCCCGCCACAAGAGCCCCCAAUACAGCUAGCAGGUGAUCUGGACCCUUCACAGCAUCCAGAGUCAGAUUCAGCUCUCCAGGUUCACCAGCAAUACGACGCCACUCUCGUUUCAGCGUCAGACCUCACGGUUGGGCUAAAAGACGACUGUGACACUCCUGCCUGCUCCUCCCUCCAAUCCUAAAAGCUGCCUUGAGCCAAACCCAACUCCACACACUGCUGGACAAAAGACAGUGUUACAGCAGAGGGUCUGAUGGGACACUGUCGGCCCACUCUGUGACUGAUAUGUACACAUGGAAUGCUCCUGAGACAUCUAUACGGUCCAUAUCCUUCUACCAUCCCCCUCUCAUC
Messenger RNA from Carassius carassius (crucian carp), 2527 nucleotides. It is a transcript of the gene rnf145a, whose product is annotated as ring finger protein 145a. NCBI's taxonomy places the organism in Eukaryota, Metazoa, Chordata, Actinopteri, Cypriniformes, Cyprinidae. The record is from RefSeq and is a predicted model, not a curated record. The transcript has 11 exons. Gene Ontology annotation, cellular component: endoplasmic reticulum; endomembrane system. The coding region runs from base 408 to 2360 and encodes 650 amino acids. Gene Ontology annotation, molecular function: zinc ion binding; ubiquitin protein ligase activity.